GAUUAAUUGUCUUUCGUGAGGUGCUAACAUCGAAAUUUAAAAAAUUUCAAUUCAGUUCGUUCAGAAAAGUUCGUUUUGUUAGCAGAGAAAAAGGAGUUCAGCUGCUUCAGCGCAUUUAACUAUUCGAAUUAGUCCGAUUUCGCUUGGAUUGUUUUUAUUGGAAAUUUUGCAAAAUGGUCGCUUCGUUAAAUGCUUGCCAAAACGGCAUAGUAAGUUCCGCAGUCGGGGGCGCCGCUAAUGGAGUAAUCACCAAUGGCACAGUCACUGCAACCAAUGUGAGCAAGACUUUGGCUAAAGACAAGUACACUUUGGUGGGCAUCGAUAUUGACACAACGGGACGUCGUCUCAUCGAUGAAAUUGUCCAGUUGGCCGCAUAUACCCCAAAAGAUCAUUUUGAACAAUAUAUUAUGCCAUACAUGAACUUGAAUCCUGCCGCUCGUCAACGUCAUCAAGUACGUGUGAUCUCAAUCGGAUUCUAUCGUAUGCUGAAAUCAAUGCAAACAUAUAAGAUUAUCAAGUCCAAAUCGGAAAUCGCUGCCUUGAAAGAUUUUCUUGAUUGGCUGGAAGCGCUAAAAGCCAAAGAUGCAGCAUCGCAAGGUAUCAUUCUAGUCUAUCAUGAGGAACGCAAAUUCAUUCCAUAUAUGAUUUUGGAAUCGCUUAAAAAGUACAAUCUGCUGGAUAGAUUCCUCAACACUGUCAAAUCUUUCGCUAACGGUUUUAAUUUGGCCAAAGACAAUGCCAACGAAUCAUUGCAACAUUAUACAUUGCGCAAACUGUCCAAAGUCCUGAGCGCCAAAACACUUGAGAUAAACAAUAAUGCUUCCGAUGGCGAAGCAAACCACAACAUAAGCUCAACGACUGUGACAGCCGAGAAUCAGAGCCCCCAAAAGUCGUUGAAUAAGGGCGCUCCAGCACAGGAGCGUGAGUUGUUUGACGGCAAUGCUAGUGUGCGUGCUAAACUGGCAUAUGAAGUAGCACUGCAGUUGAGCAACCAAGAACAAAAGGUGCCCAUUGAUUCGUCUGCUGCAUUGGAGCAGAUGCUCACCGCCUUGCAUACGUAUGCACAACCCAUCGAAUGCGAUUUGAAUGAACUACAGACUCAAAAUGAGAAUUUAGAGCGUCAAAAUUCAUUCCGACCAGUGUUUUUGAACUACUUCAAAACCACACUCUAUCAUCGGGUGCGUGCUGUCAAAUUUCGCAUUAUACUUGCCGAACAGCGCUACGACCUGCAAACACUGAAUGCAAUUUGGAGUGAGAAACAGAAAGAGGGUCUCUCCGAAAUACUGCAAGUCAUUGAGGAGCUCAAGGCAGAAGAUAAGGCGGAGUUGGCCGAUUUAUUUGACAGUUACUUCGAUCCAGCAAAAACGACUAUUAAGCCGAUUGUUAAGAACAAUAAUCGCCGCCGAAAUAGACGCGGAGUACGCAACAUUAAAAACGACGGUAGCAAUAGUGCUCGACCAUGUAGCGAACAAGGCGCAGGCGGCGACAAACAAGUCGCAGCCGGCUUGCUGCCCGAUUCCACAACUAAGUCUUCAUCUCCGCCUAACGGUGGCAAGCCUCAGCGCGGUAAGCGUAACCCCCGCUCCCGUAAUAACUCCUUAAAAGCACAGCUACAAAGCGCCGUCGACACAAACAACAUAACGGCAGCAGUAACCAAUUAAGCAUCAAUGUUGAUAAAAAUGAAUUCUACACAGACGCUGUUGCAACAAAAAAAAGUAAUGUUUUCUAAUAGUAUAUUUAACCAGCGUAUGUUUAGACAUAUAUAAUAAACAUAUGUAUUAUUGACCGUUAAGAUAUCAGAAAUAUUUACUAAUGUGAAAAUUAGAGUUUGAUGAUUUUAUAUUUACCUUUUUUAAUACAUUUAUGCAUUAUAUUAGAUUAUACAUACAUACAUAAUACAUUUAUAUUUGGCAGUAUAAGAAAAAAGGAAAAACGUAAAAAUUUGCUUAACGCUUGCAGCUACAAUACACAAUUGUAGAUAACGUUUAAACAAAUGUUUACUGAAGUUAAUUAUAUAAUUAUAUUAGUUUUUCCUUUGCCUGCUCUUAGUACAAUAUUAAUUUGUUAAUGUAUUAUCACGCUUUUGUCAAGACUAAACAUUUGCUUUGUAGUUUCACAAAAGUUGAAAAAAAAAAACAAAAAAAAAAAUUAUAUAACAAAAUGUUAGCUAUUCUAGUUUGACAUCUUACAGGAUUCUAAAAGAAUUCGAAAACUUGUUAACUUAUUUGCACAAAUCGGAAUUUUGAAUUUUUAAAAAGUGCCUUGAAAUUUGUUUUAUUAAUCUUAAAAUAUUAGUUAUAUUUACAUUAUUUUGAAGUCCUUGUAAGAAAUGUACACAAGAAAUAUACAAACUAGUACCUUUUCAAA
Messenger RNA from Bactrocera neohumeralis, 2367 nucleotides. RefSeq names its product maternal protein exuperantia (gene exu). NCBI's taxonomy places the organism in Eukaryota, Metazoa, Arthropoda, Insecta, Diptera, Tephritidae. Bases 174 to 1661 code for a protein of 495 amino acids. Gene Ontology annotation, biological process: bicoid mRNA localization. The transcript is spliced from 5 exons. Gene Ontology annotation, molecular function: RNA binding; protein homodimerization activity. The record is from RefSeq and is a predicted model, not a curated record.